GAAAACAAUUGUCUCAGACUGUGGAUUUAAUCUCAAACCAUCAAACUCCACCUGCUGUAGUGCCACUCUUCUCUCAUUCUUGGGUUUAAAAUACUUUUCACCAACUUAGCUUAUUAAUGUGCAACUAAGUUCAUACACUCUUCAUUCAAAACUACACCAAUUAUACAUUCACCUGUUCACAAACAUUUUUUUUCAUUGUUAGCUUUUAUAGAUGGCAAAGGGAAAUGUUGCUACUAACUCUCCACUUGAUAGAACUAGUUUGGCUUAUCUAGAUCAGAGGAUGGCCUUGGCCAAGCGCUGUUCUCAUGAAGGUGUGAUGGCUGGAGCUAAGGCAGCUGUUGUUGCUACUAUUGCCACUGCCAUUCCAACUCUGGCUAGUGUUAGGAUGCUACCUUGGGCAAGAGCAAACCUCAAUCACACUGCACAAGCUCUCAUCAUUUCAACAGUGGCUGGAGCAGCAUAUUUCAUAGUAGCUGACAAGACUGUCUUGGCAACAGCAAGAAAGAACUCCUUCAACCGACCCUCCAAUGCAUGAAUUCCAAGUCAUAUAUCUCAAGAAUUGAAAGUUGCUUAGAUUAUUUAUAAAAAGAUCUUCAUAUAUAAAAUAAAAAUUGAACUUUAUCAUUUAAAUAUGAAUCCAUUUAUUAUUAAAUGAAUUA
This is a messenger RNA of Vicia villosa (hairy vetch), 659 nucleotides long. Its product is annotated as early nodulin-93-like. NCBI's taxonomy places the organism in Eukaryota, Viridiplantae, Streptophyta, Magnoliopsida, Fabales, Fabaceae. Bases 212 to 535 code for a protein of 107 amino acids. The transcript has 4 exons. The record is from RefSeq and is a predicted model, not a curated record.